Molecule: messenger RNA, 1329 nt
Organism: Malassezia vespertilionis
Lineage: Eukaryota; Fungi; Basidiomycota; Malasseziomycetes; Malasseziales; Malasseziaceae
Exons: 1
Coding region: 1-1329 (442 amino acids)
Molecular function (GO): oxidoreductase activity; FMN binding
Source: RefSeq, a predicted model, not a curated record
AUGAGCACGAUCCUUAACCAACCUCUUGAAUUGUCCAAUGGUGCAGUGAUGCCCAACAGACUGGCCAAAGCUCCCUUGGAAGAAUGUCUUGCAAACUUUGGCGGCGGUCCUCCGAACAAUCUUCAUUUCAAUCUCUAUGACGCGUGGGCAAAGGGCCAAUGGGGAAUGAUUAUUACCGGCAAUGUGGGCAUCGACAGACGCUUCCUUGGUAUCAUGUUUGAUGUAGUAAUUCCCGAUCCGGCUGAUGUGACGAAGCGUGCUGAGUAUAUGCCUGCCUUCAAGAAAUGGGCCCGUAUCUGCAAAGGAAUUGACCCAAACGAUGCUCGGCACGACGACCCGGUGGCAUCGCGUGGAGAUCGCGCACUGGUGGUUGCGCAGCUCGUGCAUACGGGAAGGCAGUCGAUUCGCUGUGCAGGUCGUGCUCCAUGGAAGCCGCCGAUGGCGCCUUCCGCCGUACCGAUCAAGACCAGCGAGGAAUCUUCGUUCGCAGACAAGCUCUUGUUCGGCACGCCGAAGGAGCUCACAGUUGCAGAAAUUACCGACAUUAUCCACCGUUUUAUUGAGGGUGCUGUCUACUGCUACGAGGCCGGUUUUGAUGGCAUUGAGCUGCACGCCGCGCAUGGGUACCUCCUGUCGAGCUUCCUGAGCCCAUCCGUGAACCUACGCACGGAUCAGUACGGCGGCGAUGCAGAUAGGCGCUUCCGCAUCAUUAAGGAGAUUAUCCAAGGGAUUCGUGCCAAAGUCCCUCCUUCAUUUGUCGUUGGCAUCAAGCUGAAUUCGGGCGAUUUCGUGCGCGGUGGCCUGAGCGAAGAAGACGCGCUUUUGCAUGUGAAAAUGCUCGACCAGACCAAAGCGGUCGACUUUGUAGAGAUCAGCGGGGGUACUUAUGAAAAGCCUGUGUUCCUGGACCCUAAAUUCAUGGCGGAAAGCACCAAGCUGCGCGAGGGAUUGUUUACUGCGUUUGCGCAGCGAUGCCACACGAUACUUCCUCAAGAAUCCAAGCUUCGUUUAAUAGUCACGGGCGGAUUUUCUACCCGUCGCGGGAUGGAGGAAGCAGUAAAGAAGGGUGAUGCGGACGGCGUUGGCAUUGCACGCCCUGCUACGCUCGAACCGGCACUGCCCAAGAAAUUGUUGGACAAUGCUAUUCCCGACGCGCAAGCCGUGCAAUGGGAGCCUUCUUCUCCACCCUUCUUCUUCCCUCGCCUGCCGCUCACCGGCGCCGGCUGGAGUAUGUUGUGGUUCACCGCCCAGAUGCAAAGGAUAGCGCGCGGCGAGCAGCCCGAACCCAAUAUUUCGAUGCUCAGCUUCUUUUGGCACUUGCUUUUUUAA